AUGCAAUAAAUAAAAGGACUGUUCACAAAUUUGUUAGAAAAUUUUGAAUAAAUGAUAUCAAAUAUAGAUGGGUAUUAUAUAUUAUAUAUUACUAAGUCUUCAAAUAGAAAUCAUCAAAUAACUUCUCGAAGAAACAUUAGAGUAAAUGUAUGAAAUUAAUACUCAACUGAAGGAAUCAAAUCAUCCAACUCCUGAAAAAACAUCUGUUUCAAGAGCUACUUAAUAGAAAAUUUAAGAUUAAUAAACUGCUUUGCUUCAUUAAGAGAAUGAAAUAGGUCAACUCAAGUCAGAAAUAUCAUAACUUAAGAAUAAAAUUGUGCUGUUAAAUAAUUAAUUAAAAGAUUAAGAUAUAUGUAUAUUUAAUUCAUUUAAUAUUUAGAAUACUAUGAACUUUAAGAAUUAACAAAGAAACAAUAAGAUAAGAGUUCUCAUGAGUCUAAAAAUAUGAAAUAAUUCUAUCUAGAGAUUGCUUAAUUAAAAUAAACAAUUAAGUAAUAAGAUGAUCAAUUGCAAUUGCUUAUCAAUUAGAAUAAAAAUUUAGAAGAUGGUAUACUAACCAUAUAUUUUAGAAACUUAGUAAACAAAGCAAAAUUUAUUAAUUUAAUUGGAGAAUAAGGGUCAAGAAUUAGAAAUUAAUCAUUAGUAAUAUUUAUAAAUGGAAAAAAAAUAUUCAACAGAAAUUUUGUUUUUAACUUAAUAAAAUUAAGAAUUAUAACUUUUGGAUUAAUAAUAUAAAGAUUAAUUCUUAAAAUAAUAAGAAGAAUUUGAGAGAUUCUAAAAUUUGUUUAAAGAAAUUUAAAACUAAAACUAAUUAAAAUAAUUAAAUAAUGAUUAGUUAAUUUAAUUACAAAUUGAAUUUGAAGAAUAUUAAAAUAAAGCUGAAGAAGAAUUAUUAGCAUAAAAAUAAUUAAUUAAAGAACUUAAUACAACUAUUAAUUAAAAAAAUUAAGAGAUUAUUUUAUAAAUAUCCUAAAUUAAAGAUUUAUAGUAAUAAAUUGAUAAUAAAGAUCAGGAUUAAUUUUAAGUUAUAAAAGAAAAAAAUUCAUAUUAAUUAACUUUAAAAUCAAUGGAAUAACGAUUUAAAAAAUAAUUAGAAGACUAUUAAGAUGAAUUUGAAAAUUUAAAGUAAUUGAUUGAAGAAUAAACAGAAAUGAAUAAAUAAAAUUAAGUUAAAUAUUAAGAACAGGAAGAAUUAGCUAAUAAUUAAAAAUAAAUAAUUGAGGAUUAUAUUGAAUAAAUUUAGAAUCAUUAAUAAGAAAAGAAAAAAUACAAUAGAGAAAUCGAAAAAAUGAAAAUUAUAAAUGAAGGUUUACAAGAUUAAAUAGAUUAAGUCAACAAUUCAAAUCUGGCUGCUAUUGAAACAUCAAACAAAGAGUUAAGAUAUUAGAAAAGCCUUGUAAAAUAAUUAGAAUAAGAAGUGAUUUAAUUAACAUCAACAGUAAAAGCUUAAGAACUUUAAGUCUAAGAUUUAUAGGAAUAAUUAGCCUAAACAAAUAUAAUUUAAUAAUCAAAAGAUUUAUAAUUCAGAGAGUUAUAAUAAGAAAAGUAAUCACUUGAUAGAUAAUUUUAUUAAAUUGAAUAUAAUUAUUAAGAAGAAAUAAAAAAUUUAGAACUAAAAAUUAAUUAAUUGUCAGAUAACAAGAGAAGAUAAUAAUAAUAAAUUGAAACUUAAAAUUCAUAAAUUAAAUCCUUAUAAAAUGAGAAUUCUGAUUUAUAAGAAUAACUAAAUCAAUUAAAUUAAAAUAUAGUUUAGAUGGAGAUUUUAGAAUAGUAGUAAUAAUAAAGUAUAUAAUUCUAACAUGAGAAGAUUAAUAGAUUAGAAACACAAGUUAAAAUGUAUAAAUAAUAAGUAAAUAUUGAUUAAAUAUUAGUUAUAAAAUUAAAAACCAAUAUCACAUUCUUUUAGAGAUUCAUAUAAGACUCCUGAAAAAGAUAUGUUAGAAAACUAUGAAUAAAGAUUGUAAAUGAAAUAAAAAGAGAUUGCUAAGCUUUAAGAUAUGUAUUAACAAGUUAUAGAAUAAAAUGAAUUACUUUAAAGUUUUACUGAAAAAAAAAAUUAUAAAAAAAAGGAUUAAGAAUUUGAUAAAGAAUUCAGUUCAUAAAUUGAAAGUAUAUUGGAAUCAGAUGUAAUUGAAAAUCCAGAAUAAGAAAGAGUUAAAUUACAAACUAUUAUAAAAAACAUUCAAAAGAAAACAUAAAAAAAUUGA
Messenger RNA from Paramecium sonneborni, 2207 nucleotides. The record is from the annotation of a GenBank genome assembly. Lineage: Eukaryota; Ciliophora; Oligohymenophorea; Peniculida; Parameciidae.